Molecule: messenger RNA, 591 nt
Organism: Mesorhabditis spiculigera
Lineage: Eukaryota; Metazoa; Nematoda; Chromadorea; Rhabditida; Rhabditidae
Source: the annotation of a GenBank genome assembly
AUGUUCUUCUACCAAUCGGCCGUCAUUUGGUGUUCCCUCAUCGGCAUUAUCAGCGCUAACUACGCCGUAUUCAACAUUAACAAAGGAGCAGCCAAAGCAUGUGGCGGCCGGCCGAACGUACAGCGCACCGACAUUCGGGCCGUUUUUGAUAGCACCGGUGCGAAUAACGUGAAAUUCUACGGCCUAAACAACAAACAGCAGCUGCAGGCCGCGAUCGCCGCCAAGGCAAAUAUUCCACUUGUCGCGACGCUGAACAGCAACUCGAAGACAGUCUCGCUGAUGAGCUAUUUCAAGGGCCGGCCCAGCAGUUGGCAGAAGCUCACCGCCGCCGCCCAGCCGUACACCAAGGGCAAGGAGGCGAAGAUCUUGACAAGCUUCCAAGCAAACACCUGGAAAAAUAAGUCCGGUGUCGUCUUGGUGAUGAGCCAAUCCAUCAACAACGGCGAAACGAUCCUCUACGACUACACUUUAAGCCCUGGAUCCGUUGAUAUGGUGCCGAUGUAUCUGGCGGUUGAUGGCGACUUCAAGGGCGACGUCACCUUCUAUCAGUACAUUGUGUGCAAGAACGGGAAGACCUGGAAGAGUGGCCCC